Molecule: messenger RNA, 2160 nt
Organism: Centrocercus urophasianus (Greater sage-grouse)
Lineage: Eukaryota; Metazoa; Chordata; Aves; Galliformes; Phasianidae
Product: organic solute transporter subunit alpha-like
Exons: 8
Coding region: 1-1002 (333 amino acids)
Biological process (GO): bile acid and bile salt transport
Cellular component (GO): plasma membrane; endoplasmic reticulum membrane
Molecular function (GO): transporter activity
Source: RefSeq, a predicted model, not a curated record
AUGGAGAGCGAGGCGAACGACACCUUCCUGACGUCCUGCGGCGGGAGCGAGCCGCCCUACGCUCAGGAGCUGCUGGGGAGCCUUGACCUUGCUGGUAGAUUUCUCUUGGCAAUCUUGACUCUGAUGACACUAAUUGCCGAUCUGGUAUUUAUGGAAGAAGUGAUCUACAUCUACAGGAAAACCCCCUCCUCCAAAAGAUCCAUUUUAAUUUGGAUAAAUGCUGCAGCUCCAGUGAUUGCUACAACCUCAUGCAUUGGCAUUUGGAUUCCUCGCUCAACAAUGUUUACAGAUUUCACAGCAUCAGUGUUUUUUGCCAUAGUCAUCCACAAGUUCCUGAUGAUGAUGAUAAAAGAGUGUGGGGGUCAAAAGCUGUUCCUGAAACGGUUUGAAAAUGGUCACUUCAAGAUCAGCACGGGGCCCUGCUGUUGCUGCUGCCUGUGCCUGCCCGGUGUGCGCAUCACUAGGCGAUCCCUCUUUUGGCUGAAGGUGGGCACCUUCCAGUUUGCUUUAUUUCGACCUGUUUUCAUGUUUCUGUCAACAGUGCUUUGGACCAAUGACAAUUACAGCCUUUCCAAUUUAUCUCCCAAAGGAGCUGCAAUAUGGAUUAGCUGCUUCGUUGCUAUCCUUACCAUUAUUGCUCUGUGGCCAGUUGCAAUCAUGUUUCAGCAAGUGAGAGUUCUCCUUAACUGUAAGAAGAUCAUCCCAAAGUUUGCUCUUUAUCAGUUUAUCCUCAUUCUGAUCCAGUUGCAGACAGCUACUAUCAGCAUUUUGGCUAUGCAAAGAAUUGUCCCUUGUGUUCCACCACUCUCUUCUUCAGCAAGAGGAGCAUAUAUAAGCCACCAGAUCCUCAUCAUGGAAAUGUUUCUUAUAACUUUAAUGUCAAGACUGGUCUAUCGGAGAAGAUACAAGGAGCUUGACCCUCCAGAAUGUAUCAGUGAAGAAGCUGGGGUCAAGAAGCAGGCUCCUACCAUGAAUGUUGCAGUUAACGAAGAUGGAUCGUAAGGGUUUUAGAGGCUUCCAAUGCUCCUGUUCUGCAGCAGCUGGGAGCUCAGCUUCAGGAGCCUCUUUCACUGUGUAUAGCCACAGUGCAUGUCAGAACAACUUCUGACAGAAAUGCCUGUGAGCUGUGCUGAAAGGACCAACGAGUGGAAAGAUAAGCCUAUUUAUUUUCCAGUGAUAUGUACAUGGUGUGUUUUCAAACCAUGUACUUUUAUCUUGUUCUUCAGCACUUGAUGGCAGUCAAAUGAUCUCAUAAUGUGAUUUUUUUUUUUUUUUUUUUAAAUUAGCUAUUAGAAUCUCUGUGGUUUAAUCUAAAGCUGUUCCUGUUUCAUCUCUUGAUUUCAUUUAGCUCUGUUUCAGGUAGCCUAGAUUGUCCUCAUAUGUCUAAAACAGCAUAUUCCCAUCCUUUCUGCAUUAAAAUUUAUCAGCUCUCAGUGUUACAAGGUCACCAUAGCAAGUCUGAUCAGUAAAUGUUUGUUUUGAAGUCCUCAGACUGGUAUGAGCUCUCCACCUAAAUGAUGAUCUCUUUAGGACGACACUUUUUAUAUUCCCUGGCAUUUCACCCCCUAACCUGGUAAAAACACCGUUGCCAUUUGUAAAUACGUCGUUGGCUGAUGCUCUGUUGCUAGAGAAGGGAGAUUCUCUGUUGCUGGUCUGGAAAAGUAGGAGUCGGCCAUGUGAGGUGUUCUGUCACUGCUCUGUGGUGUUAUGUAAUACUUUGGUUUUCUGAUGUGGAAAAUGGGAAUUAUGAUACUCGAUAUCGUUGCAUUCAAGAUGCCUAUGGGAAUGAGUACUGUUGAAAGGAAUCUCUUUCAAAAACCUACCUCCCCAGCUUCUCCACCUCCAAAUCUGUCCUGUUCAGUGUUUGUACCCAUUUUGCUGAAAACAGUUUUGGUUGCUUGGUUGGUUUGUUUCAAAAGAUCCCAUUGUCCUUCAAUGAGCCUAAUCAUUUUGAUUCAGCUCACUAUAAUUUGUAAUAUGACAGCAAGCUGUUGGAUAUGCUGUGUAUUGGGAAAGGAGGUGCAGAACUAUCACGCUAGUGCUCGUCUCCUCAUCUAGUCUGAUCCCUAAAGUAAAUACUUCAUCCAUAUAGCAGGAAUGUUUAUUCCAUAAGGAGAUGGGGAAAACGCUUUGUGUUGGAAAAGAUGUUAAUAACAUCCU